Molecule: messenger RNA, 1550 nt
Organism: Gopherus flavomarginatus (Mexican gopher tortoise)
Lineage: Eukaryota; Metazoa; Chordata; Testudines; Testudinidae
Gene: TNFAIP8L3
Product: TNF alpha induced protein 8 like 3
Exons: 3
Coding region: 770-1270 (166 amino acids)
Biological process (GO): regulation of apoptotic process
Cellular component (GO): cytoplasm
Source: RefSeq, a predicted model, not a curated record
CCUCGGAGCCCCGGCGCGCGGCCGGCUGCACCAUGGACUCGGACUCCGCAGAGCUGAGCGAAGGGGAGCUGCUCGCGCCAGCAGGUAACAUUACAAGAUAAGAAACGAGGGUUGGAACUUGAUAAGAUACAAGACAGAUAGAGACCUGAACUGUUUUCAUGGAAGAGUCAGCUGGCUGUUUGUCAUCGUUUGGGUGUUGAAGACCAACACAGACUGCUCCUGAAUGGAGCUGAACAGGGGUUACAUUUCGAUAAGGAUGAUGAAACUGAAAAAAGCUCACAUCAAACUCAAUGUUCUGCUCACUGCUUCAAUAAAGUUUGUCAAUGCAAUGUUUGAUCUUGUUGAAUCUGAAGAAGCCAAUUUUCUGAAACCUACUUUUUGAAAUGAGCACAAAUCCAUUUUAAGUUAUUACUGAACAGCUACUUUUUCCUUGGAAGAAUUCUCUUGUCACUUGUUUCCUGCUACUUCUUACAAUUUUAGACCUAUCAACUUAGAAAAACACACACAAAUAUUUGGAGAUUAAACACUCAUUUGCAGGAGGGGCACGGAUCAAAGCAUCAUGGUGCCAAGCAGUGUACAGACACACAGCGCACGCACACACACAAAAGCAGCCACACAGCCCCUGCCCCAAUGAGCUCAAUCUAUUUUAUGACAUGAUGCAACAUGAGGAUGUGUGGGAAAGGGAAGAGGAAGUCAUAGUAAAGCAAGUCCUGAUUGUUUCAGUUCAAAGAACCUUGCGCUGCAAGCACAGAAAAAGCUCCUGAGUAAAAUGGCUACCAAAACUAUGGCUAACAUGCUCAUUGACGACACAAGCAGCGAAAUAUUUGAUGAGUUAUAUAAAGUAACUAGAGAACAUACAAGGAACAAGAAGGAAGCUCACAAAAUUAUGAAGGACUUGAUUAAAGUGGCAAUAAAAAUUGGGAUCCUCUACCGAAACAAUCAGUUCAACCAAGAAGAGCUGGAAAUCGUAGACAAAUUCAGAAAGAAGCUGAAUCAGACAGCCAUGACAAUUGUCAGUUUUUACGAGGUAGAAUACACCUUUGAUAGAAAUGUUCUCGCAGAACUUCUGAACGAAUGUAAAGACCUGGUGCACGAACUGGUAGAGCGACACCUGACACCAAGGUCCCAUGGGCGUAUCAACCAUGUCUUCAAUCACUUUGCAGAUGUGGAAUUCCUCACUGCCCUGUAUAGCCUUGAUGGGGAUUGCCGACCACACCUCAAAAAGAUCUGUGAUGGAAUCAACAAACUACUUGAUGAGAAAGUCCUUUGAAACUUUGCCUUUUACAAAACAAAAACUCAUUCCUAGAGCUGCAGCAAAUUGGCCAUACUCGAUGAGUUGUGGCAAAGCUUGUGAGCUUCCUUCCUACCAUCCGCCUACUACACGGACUUCAUCAGAAACCAGCAUGUGCUCACUUGGCUUAUUAUGAAGAAAACCUCCCCAGAAAGCUACAAAUUGUAAUUCUCAGUUCACAGGGAUUUCAGCCUUUUCAAAGGAGGGAGCCAAGGGGGGUGCUGAUGUUUAUUAUUCAGAACAAGAUCACAGCACAUCA